Molecule: messenger RNA, 552 nt
Organism: Geosmithia morbida
Lineage: Eukaryota; Fungi; Ascomycota; Sordariomycetes; Hypocreales; Bionectriaceae
Product: D-amino-acid N-acetyltransferase
Exons: 3
Coding region: 1-552 (183 amino acids)
Biological process (GO): protein acetylation
Cellular component (GO): cytoplasm
Molecular function (GO): N-acetyltransferase activity
Source: RefSeq, a predicted model, not a curated record
AUGACUGUGCCACGGUCCCAAGCCUCGGCUGAUAACAACACGGAGAUGAACAAAGUCGCCAUUGUGCUGCACACCAAUUAUACCAAACUCGGAGCAGCAGACAUGCCAAUCACAACCCGCUUCAUCACUGCAGACGACGAGCCCAAGUGGCGUCACUACUGGACCGCCUAUAACGAAUGGUACAAGCGAGACUUGCCCGAGGACGUCACGACUGGCACGUUUGCGCGCUUCCUCGAUGACAAAGUGCAGAUGUACUGCGCUGUGGCUGAGGACGAGAACAAGCAAGCCAUCGGCUUCGUCACCUGGUUCCCCCAUCUGUCGACAGCGUCCCUUACCCCGACUGUGUACCUCAACGAUCUAUUUGUCGACCCGGUUGUCCGGGGCGAAGGAGCGGGAGGGAAGCUCAUAGACUUUGUGUACGAGCAUGCGAAGACGGAGCUGGGUGCCAAGUCCGUGUACUGGCAUACGCAGCACUUCAAUCAUAGUGCUCAGCUGCUCUAUGUCAAGAAGGCGGAUAAGAGUGACUUUGUGCACUAUAAAAAGAUCUUGUGA